AUGAAACUGUGGCUCUUUGCUUGCCUGGUCGCCUGCUUUGUUUGGACCUGGGUGCCUGUUGUCCAUGUCCAAGGUGCCUUUGAAGACUGCUGCCUGGGUUACCAACCCAGGAUCAAAUGGAAUAUUCUCCAGCGUGCUAGACAGUAUCGCGUGCAGGAAGUGAGUGGAAGCUGCAACCUACGUGCUGUGAUAUUCCACUUCCGCCAGAAAGGCAAGGUGUGUAUGAACCCAGAGGACAAGGAUGUGAAGAGGGCGAUGGAGAUCUUGAAUGUUAGGAACAAGCCAGUUGACAAUCCCCAGAAGACCAUCUCAGGUUCUCACACUGAAAGGAGGAAGUUAAAUCACGGCAAGUCUAAGGUGAGGAACCCCAUCGGUACCAGCAUGAGGAACGCCACCCUGGGCCGUUCUAGGAUGGUGAUGAUGACCAGAAAGAUCAACAAUUAAGUUGUUCAGAGUGAACACCAGCUGGAUGAUGGGAGGAGCCCCUGAAGUGUUGUCUUCUGGGCAUGGCCACUGAACUCACAGAAGCCAAGUUACCUGGA
This is a messenger RNA of Onychomys torridus (southern grasshopper mouse), 542 nucleotides long. It is a transcript of the gene Ccl25, whose product is annotated as C-C motif chemokine ligand 25. Gene Ontology annotation, biological process: immune response. Gene Ontology annotation, molecular function: chemokine activity. NCBI's taxonomy places the organism in Eukaryota, Metazoa, Chordata, Mammalia, Rodentia, Cricetidae. The transcript has 5 exons. Gene Ontology annotation, cellular component: extracellular region. The record is from RefSeq and is a predicted model, not a curated record. Bases 1 to 444 code for a protein of 147 amino acids.